UUCCAGCAGCAUCCAAGAAGGGUAAGAGCUGAUUUCGCCCUACUGGUGUUUCAAGAUUGAGGUUUUAAAGAGAUAAAGUAUUUGUGAAAUGGGAAAAAGGAGCAAACAUAGGAUUUAAAAAAAAAAAAAACGGAAGUAGACGCCCACUCAUAUUUUCUUCAAUGUCAAGCAAAAUGAAAAUAUUUCCAGGAUGAUCGAUCGCGGCUACCGGCUUCCAGUACUGCCUAGAAGCUGAAGAGGAGGUGGAGUGCCCGAGGAGACAACUGCCACCGGGUCACCCGCGCGUGAGCGCGACUCUGGGAGUGAAGCGAGACGGAGGGAGAACACACGUGUUACCUGCUUUAUUUCGGGACUGUUUGGGUCUGUGCUCGCCCGGGGCAGCUCUCCGCCCGCCCGCCCGCGUGCGUGGAAGGCCUCCACAGAACGCACCCACCGCUCAGCCGCCCCCGCUCGCCGCCCUCAGCCCAGCUUCACAGCCGAGCUCGCCGCGGGCCGCAGGAAGCUGUAAGUACCGGCCUGGCCGUGGCCGCCCCCGCCCCACCUUCCAGGCCCCGUUCCCCCGAUGCCCGGCUCUCCGGAGCUUGCUGGCCCGCUCGCUCCCAGGGCGCUGCCGGGGCCGCCGCGUCCCCAGGGUUCACGCCCUCUCCCGCACCCUCGCAGCUCGCCCCUCCGCCGCGCCCCCCGCCCCGCUCUUCCAGACAAAAUUGGAUACAAACUUUAAUCAAUAAGGAUAAAUAUUGACGCGCAAAGGAAAAUAAUCCCAUACAGGGAGGAGGCCACAGUCGAGCGGCCGCGGCCCGGGGCGCACGCCCCACGCUAAUCCUGGCCGGGUGGGCGAUCUCCCGCCGGUCCCCGCGGCUCCAGGCCUGGGCCCCGCCACCCGGAGGGGGCGGUGAGCGGGGGGCGGGGCCGGGGCGGGGCGGGGAUGGGCGGGCCCUGGGCCCCCGAUUGGUCGACGGCUAGCCAGACGCUCCUGCACGCCGGCGGCACUGAUUGGUUCGGCAGUAGGAAAGGUUAAACCAAAAAUUUUUUUACAGCCCUAGUGUGCGCCUGUAGCUCGGAAAAUUAAUUGUGGCUAUAGCUGCCUCGAUCGCUGUCUCCUAGCCUCGCUGCGGCCGCUCCGGGACGCGCCCGCCCGCCGCCCGGCUCUCCCCCCCUUCGGGCUGCCGCUGCUGCUGCUGUGACUGCUGCGGCGCGAGGAGGAGGAGGCAGCGGGGGAGGGGGAGGCCGGGCGCGGAACGGAGCGGGGCGCUGCACCCCGGGCGACGGGUUGCUUCUGCCUCUAGCCUCCCUCUCUCUCUCUCUCUCUCUCUCUCUCUCUCUCUCUCUCUCUCUCUCUCUCUCUCUCUAUCUCCUCUCCCUCUCUCUCUCUCUCUCCCUCUCUCUUUCUCUCUCUAAUUCUUGAGGGGUGGUUGCAGCUUUUGCUACAUGCCUUGCCAGCGCCGGAGCCUGCGGUCCAACUGCGCUGCUGCCGGAGCGCUCAGUGCCGCCUCCGCUGCCCGCUCCCCCCGCGCCCCACUCCGAACCCGCUGGUCGCCCGCCGCGCUGCUGCCCGGCUCCCGUGCCGCCGCCGCCGCCGCCGCCGCCCCCCGACGCCUGGGUGAUGCUGGACAUGGGAGAUAGGAAAGAGGUGAAAAUGAUUCCCAAGUCCUCGUUCAGCAUCAACAGCCUGGUCCCCGAGGCCGUCCAGAACGACAACCACCACGCGAGCCACGGCCACCACAACAGCCACCACCCCCAGCAUCACCAUCAUCAUCACCACCACCACCACCCGCCGCCGCCCGCGCCCCAGCCGCCUCCACCGCCGCCCCAGCAGCAGCAGCAGCAGCCGCCCCCGGCCCCGCAGCCCCCGCAGGCGCGCGGCGCCCCAGCAGCCGACGACGACAAGGGUCCCCAGCCGCUCCUGCUCCCGCCCUCCACCGCCCUGGACGGGGCCAAGGCUGACGCACUUGGAGCCAAAGGCGAGCCGGGCGGCGGGCCGGCGGAGCUGGCGCCCGUCGGGCCGGACGAGAAGGAGAAGGGCGCGGGCGCCGGGGGGGAGGAGAAGAAAGGGGCGGGCGAGGGCGGCAAGGACGGGGAGGGGGGCAAGGAGGGCGACAAGAAGAACGGCAAGUACGAGAAGCCGCCGUUCAGCUACAACGCGCUCAUCAUGAUGGCCAUCAGGCAGAGUCCCGAGAAGCGCCUGACGCUCAAUGGCAUCUAUGAGUUCAUCAUGAAGAACUUCCCCUACUACCGCGAGAACAAGCAGGGCUGGCAGAACUCCAUCCGCCACAACCUGUCCCUCAACAAGUGCUUCGUGAAGGUACCGCGCCACUACGACGACCCGGGCAAGGGCAACUACUGGAUGCUCGACCCGUCGAGCGACGACGUGUUCAUCGGCGGCACGACCGGCAAGCUGCGGCGCCGCUCCACCACGUCUCGGGCCAAGCUGGCCUUUAAGCGCGGGGCGCGCCUCACCUCCACCGGCCUCACCUUCAUGGACCGCGCCGGCUCCCUCUACUGGCCCAUGUCGCCCUUCCUGUCCCUGCACCACCCCCGCGCCAGCAGCACUUUGAGUUACAACGGGACCACGUCGGCCUACCCCAGCCACCCCAUGCCCUACAGCUCCGUGUUGACUCAAAACUCGCUGGGCAACAACCACUCCUUCUCCACCGCCAACGGGCUGAGUGUGGACCGGCUGGUCAACGGGGAGAUCCCGUACGCCACGCACCACCUCACGGCCGCUGCGCUCGCCGCCUCGGUGCCCUGCGGCCUGUCGGUGCCCUGCUCCGGGACCUACUCCCUCAACCCCUGCUCCGUCAACCUGCUCGCGGGCCAGACCAGUUACUUUUUCCCCCACGUCCCGCACCCGUCAAUGACUUCGCAGACCAGCACGUCCAUGAGCGCCCGGGCCGCGUCCUCCUCUACGUCGCCGCAGGCCCCCUCGACCCUGCCCUGUGAGUCUUUAAGACCCUCUUUGCCAAGUUUUACGACAGGACUGUCCGGGGGACUGUCUGAUUAUUUCACACAUCAAAAUCAGGGGUCUUCUUCCAACCCUUUAAUACAUUAACAUCCGGGGGACCAGACUGUAAGUGAACGUUUUACACACAUUUGCAUUGUAAAUGAUAAUUAAAAAAAUAAGUCCAGGUAUUUUUUAUUAAGCCCCCCCUCCCCAUUUCUGUACGUUUGUUCAGUCUUUAGGGUUGUUUACUAUUCUAACACGGUGUGGAGUGUCAGCGAGGUGCAAUGUGGGAGAAUACAUUGUAGAAUAUAAGGUUUGGACGUCAAAUUAUAGUAGAAUGUGUAUCUAAAUAGUGACUGCUUUGCCAUUUCAUUCAAACCUGACAAGUCUAUCUCAACAGGCUGCCAGAUUUCCAUGUGUGCAGUAUUAUAAGUUAUCAUGGAGCUAUCUGGUGGACGCAGGCCUUGAGAACAACCUAAAUUAUGAAGAGAGUUUUAAAAUGUUAAAUUGUAAUUUGUAUUUAAGAAUUUGUAGUAAAGGUGCCCAAGGAAUUAUAUUGGCCAUUUAUUGUUUUGUCCUUUUUCUUUAAAGAACUGUUUCUUUCCUUUUGUUUACUUUUAGACCAAAGAUUGGAUUCUAGCAAAUGCACUUGGUAUACUAAGUAUUAAAACAAGUAAACAAACAAACGAAAAAGGAAGGUUGUUUAGUUGGCAACACUGCCCAUUCAAUUGAAUCCGAAGGAGACAAAAUUAAGGAUUGCCUUCAGUUUGUGUUGUGUAUAUUUCGAUGUAUGUGGUCACUAACAGGUCACUUUUAUUUUUUCUAAAUGUAGUGAAAUGUUAAUACCUAUUGUACUUAUAGGUAAACCUUGCAAAUAUGUAACCUGUGUUGCGCAAAUGCCGCAUCAAUUUGAGUGAUUGUUAAUGUUGUCUUAAAAUUUCUUGAUUGUGAUACUGUGGUCAUAUGCCCGUGUUUGUCACUUACAAAAAUGUUUACUAUGAACACACAGAAAUAAAAAAUAGGCUAAAUUCAUAUAUAUCUUGA
This is a messenger RNA of Mus musculus (house mouse), 3985 nucleotides long. It is a transcript of the gene Foxg1, whose product is annotated as forkhead box G1. The transcript has a single exon. The record is from RefSeq and is marked validated. The coding region runs from base 1604 to 3049 and encodes 481 amino acids. Gene Ontology annotation, biological process: brain development; negative regulation of DNA-templated transcription; regulation of DNA-templated transcription. Gene Ontology annotation, molecular function: DNA-binding transcription factor activity; sequence-specific DNA binding; sequence-specific double-stranded DNA binding. Gene Ontology annotation, cellular component: nucleus. Lineage: Eukaryota; Metazoa; Chordata; Mammalia; Rodentia; Muridae.